Molecule: messenger RNA, 2092 nt
Organism: Vicia villosa (hairy vetch)
Lineage: Eukaryota; Viridiplantae; Streptophyta; Magnoliopsida; Fabales; Fabaceae
Product: cyclin-H1-1-like
Exons: 14
Coding region: 381-1376 (331 amino acids)
Biological process (GO): regulation of transcription by RNA polymerase II; regulation of cyclin-dependent protein serine/threonine kinase activity
Cellular component (GO): nucleus; transcription factor TFIIK complex
Molecular function (GO): cyclin-dependent protein serine/threonine kinase regulator activity
Source: RefSeq, a predicted model, not a curated record
UCUAGUGUUUUCACAAUCCUCUACUUUCCAAUUCACAAUUACAGUUCUUCCCUCGUCUCUCUCGACGUUUCUCUUUAAACCAAGACAAGAUAAACAAAGAAGAAGAAAACUCUUCUUCCAACUUAUUUCACAAACCUUAUUUUCUUCAAAAACUGGUCUAUAAUUAUAUAUUCCUCUAUUUCAUCUUCCUUCUCACCGGACCUAACACUGUGAGAGAGUUAUUGAAGACAUUGUUGAUAAAGAUCCGGUUUCCCUCCACACUCCGCAUGAGCACUGCCUGUGAUUAAACACUGAGAGCAGUAUACCGACUUCACUUGUUCUCAGCUUGAAGAAUCAAGCAGUAUUUGCCCCCAUUUAAAUUUUAGCGUUUCUAUUUAACCAUGGCUGAUUUUCAGACAUCUACCCACCGAGCCAGGUGGAUCUUUACUCCACAACAACUGGUUGAGAAAUAUACAGCUGCUAAUCAGAGAGCCAGACAAACCCUAGAGAAGUGUGGAGCAAGUCUAAUGGAAGUAGAUAGUAAUGGGUCUUUGUCAUAUCCUGAACCCCAGACGACCGCAAGCGAUAGUGCUGAAAAACAUUCUCGGGUAAAACCUCUUAGUAAUGAAGAAGAACGGUGUAUGAAGGUAUUUUAUGAAAUCAAGCUACAAGAAGUGUGCAACAAUUUCCACUUCCCUCAUAAGAUCCAGGCUACAGCCCUCAUAUUUUUUAAAAGGUUCUAUCUGCAAUGGUCGGUGAUGGAACAUCAACCAAAAAAUAUAAUGUUGACCUGCAUAUAUGCUGCUUGUAAGAUAGAAGAAAAUCAUGUAUCUGCUGAGGAGCUUGGUAAGGGGAUUUCGCAAGAUCAUCAAAUGAUUCUCAAUAAUGAGAUGAUAGUUUAUCAGAGUCUGGAUUUUGAUCUUAUAGUUUAUGCUCCAUAUCGCUCGGUUGAAGGUUUUACAGAUUAUAUGGAGGAAUUUUGCAAUGCUGGCGAGGAUGAGCUUCCAAAAUUCAAGGCUUUGCAAGAUACGGCAGGGCGGGAAGUUGAUAAAAUGAUGCUUACAGAUGCACCACUCUUAUUUACUCCUGGGCAGUUGGCCUUGGCCGCUCUACGUACCUCAAAUGCACUCCAUAAAGUUGUCGACUUUGAUAGUUUUCUGAGCAGAGUUUUUUCCCUUAAGAAUUCUACACACACAAUGGACGAACUUCUUGAAUCAUUGGAUGCAAUUGAUUCUUGGGUUAGAAAAUACGUUAGUCCUUCAGAGAAGGAAUUGAAGCAUAUUGACCGGAAAGUAAAGUCUUGUUGGGGUCAUAGCUCUCAUGACGAGGGAAAGAAGAGGGAGAAGAAAUCAAAGCACAAGUCCAGAAAGAGCUCAAAAGAAGCACAAAAUGUGUAGUCUCUUCUCUAGUUUUAUAUUCCGUUCAAUUGAGGUACUCGUCAUCUGAAUUUCGGAAGAGUUUUUUGGGUUUCUAUUAAUUGUUAUAGAUUGGAACACGAAGGAUGUGGGGGUGAUGAAGAGCUUGUAUUUUUUUUCCCUUCUCUCGAGCUAGUUUUAGCUUACCUCCAAAAGUGAGAUAAUUUGAAGAAGAGGAAAUAUUUGUUUAAAAUUUGCACUAAAUUUACAUAUUUCCUUUAUAAAAAUCUCUUUCCUAUUGUCAAACCAAAUGGACCAAACAGACCCAAGUGACAAGUAACAGCUCCUUCCCAGAGCAACAUUGACCGACCAUGAAUAUUUGGAAAACUCCUACAGUAAGCUUACUAGUAAGUCCGAUUUUGGGAUGUUUGCUGCUCCACAUGUCUUUCGAUUGCCUUUUGUAUGACAUUUUAACCCCCAAUGAAUUUAGUGGGUUUGGAUUUAUGGUGAGAUAAACAAAAGGCAAUUUCUCUUUACAUUCUGUCACCUAUUCUGUCACCUUCUCCCGGGCCCUUGACGAAAAAGUAAAAAAAUGCCGUCCUAUGUUUGGAGAUAUAUUUCGAACGUUACAUUUUCUCAUUUUAUUUAAAGGUUAAUUCGGAGAUGCAUUUACAAAGUGGAUUUAGGCCAUUUUCGAAUAUACAUCUUUGAAUGAACUAUUUCUUCAUUUUAUUCCGGCUAAUUUGAAGAUGUAUAUC